CCAGGAACAGAAUUGGCCUGAACUAGUGGAAUUGGCAGCAAAAAACUAACAUACAAGUGUGUCUGGUCAAUGGAAGGCUUGUUCCUGCUGCUGGGUGCUGUGUGAGGACUCCGACUGUGCUCUGGCCCCAGAGCUGGAUGCUGCAGACACGCUCAGGGUUUUUCUUUUCUUGCCCCUCUGCUCUGUCUUUUUAAAAAUAUUCAUCAAUGGGGUGGGUAGUUUGCCGUGGUCAUUAAAAUAUCUCUCUCCCCUCCCCCUCGCUUUCUCCAGGACUGCCCCUGUUGAGUCUGUGGGAAUAUGAAUCAGCAGCAGCAGAGAAUGGCUGCAGUUGGGACAGACAAAGAGCUCAGUGACCUGCUGGACUUCAGUAUGAUGUUUCCCUUGCCAGUGGCUAAUGGAAAAAACAGACCCACGACCCUUGCAAGCACUCAGUUUGGAGGAUCAGGCUUGGAUGAAAGAGCAGGAUCAGGUUCCUGGGGAACGGCAGAUCAAAACAGCUCCACGUUUGACCAGGGAAGGAGCUAUGGUGAAGGGCCCCACUACGGCGAGCACCGGGACCUGCCGUCCCACAACAGCAUCUCCUCGUCGCCGUUCCUGGGAGCCGGACUCGUGGGGAAGAGCAGUGAAAGAGCCUCAUACUCCACAUUUGGAAGAGACACAGGGAUGCCAGGACUAAACCAGCCCGGUUUCCUGCCAGGCGAGAUGGGAAUGGCCAGCCCCAGCACGCUUUCCCCCACCGGGGGCAAAGGGGGGUCUCAGUAUUUUUCUUACCCCAACAAUCCUCGCAGGAGAGGUGCAGAGAGCAGCAUAGACGGACAGCCCAAGAAGGUUCGGAAGGUGCCUCCUGGACUCCCCUCCUCGGUGUAUCCAUCCAACUCAGGUGAUGACUACAGCAGGGAUCCAGCUGGAUAUACUCCCUCGAAACCUCCCAGCACUGUGUAUCCUGGAGCCUUUUAUAUGGCAGAUGGACUCCAUAACUCAGCAGACCUGUGGAGUUCCCCGGGUGCCAUGAGCCAGUCGAGUUACGGUGCCAUGCUGGGCAGCUCCUCCUCCCCGCUCCCGCAGUCCAGCGGCUUCAACAGUUUACAUCAGCACGAGCGCAUGAACUACCAGCUGCAUACAGGAGAGGUGAACGGUGGGCUCCCCUCCGUGUCCGGCUUCUCCUCGGCCUCCGCAGCGUACGGCGUGUCCAGCCACACGCCCCCGAUCAGCGGCGCCGACAGCAUCAUGGGUAACAGAGGAACCACAGCUGGGAGCUCUGGAGAUGCACUUGGGAAGGCUCUGGCCUCGAUUUACUCCCCCGACCACUCUAGCAAUAACUUCUCCUCCAACCCCUCCACCCCAGUCGGGUCCCCGCAGGGCCUCGCAGGCUCAUCGCAGUGGCCGCGGGCGGGUGCAGCGGGUGCCUUAUCUCCCAGCUACGAAGGGAGCCUCCACACCUUGCAAAACAAAAUGGAAGACAGGUUGGAUGAAGCCAUCCACGUGCUGAGGAACCAUGCCGUGGGCCAGACCUCGGCCAUGCCCAGCAGCCACGGGGACAUGCACGGGCUGCUGGGCUCAGCACCUCCACACAGUGCCGCCGUGGGCAGCCUGGGCCAGGCCUUCCCCGCCUCAGUCAUGGCCCUGGGCAGCAGGCACCCGAGUCUGGUGGCAGGAGGCCACCCUGAAGAUGGGUUGUCCAGCAACCCCAGCUUGCUCCACAACCAUGUCACACUUCCAUCCCAGCCCAGCUCACUCCCAGACCUCAGCAGGCAGCAGGACACGUACAGUGGCUUGUCCGGGGGGCUGGGGCGGAGCAGCGUCUCCUCAGGAACGAGCGAAAUAAAGAGGGAGGAGAAGGAGGAUGAGGAGAACACGUCAGUGGCAGAUAACUCCGAGGAGGAGAAGAAGGAGCUGAAACCCUCCCGGAACAGAACAAGGUGCUCUUUGAACAGUCAAGAUGAGGAUGAGGAGGACGAUCUUCUUCCCCCAGAGCAAAAAGCCGAGAGAGAGAGAGAAAGGAGGGUCGCCAAUAAUGCCCGUGAGCGCCUGCGGGUCCGUGACAUCAACGAGGCCUUUAAGGAGCUCGGACGCAUGUGCCAGCUGCACCUAAACAGCGAAAAACCGCAGACCAAACUGCUAAUCCUACACCAGGCCGUAUCAGUCAUACUGAACCUGGAGCAACAAGUUAGAGAGCGCAAUCUGAACCCAAAAGCCGCCUGCUUGAAGCGUCGGGAAGAGGAGAAAGUGUCCGGAGUGGUCGGAGACCCCCAGAUGACACUGUCAGCUUCACAUCCUGGUCUAGGAGACGGUCACAACCCUGUUGGACACAUGUAAAGAUCUUUUUGUUCCUCUGGAUAUGGAGAUCUGUAGGAAGAAAACCCUUGGUGUGACCUGCAGCCCUGUUGAACCACAAACUGUAGUACUGCUCAUACUGACACAUGCAGACGGAUCCUGGCGAGACGUAAGGGGUGGAAAAAACACUUUGUCAGAAACAAAACGGAAACAAAAAAUUGCCUUAAGUAUAAAGUGCAGAACAGUCAAUACAUAUCACUCAGUUAGGAGGGGGUGGCGUGUUCUCUUGGCUUGUUCACAAGCAGCCAGCAGCAAAAUUGUGCCUAAGCUUGAUAUUUCUUUUUUAAAAAAAAAGAACAUUAGUUAUGAGAUUUUUUAUGUAGAACAAAUAGCAAUGCCUUUUGGUUUUUUUUAGCUUCUUUUGCAUAUGUUUUGUAAGCAACGAAAAAAUUUUUUUUUGUAUAAAAACAUGUCUUGUACCCUCCGCUUUUCUGCUGCUGUUUCUAUAGUUAACGUUGCAUCUUUAGGAUCAACCAGAAUAUUAAAAUUGUAUUAAGAGAGACUGGAUAUAAAGAGAGGAAUUCUCAGAUUCGGCUCAGAAAGCCACUAAAAGCGAAUGUAGCCACAGUGAGGGAAUGUUCUUCCUUGCCUGGCUUGUACCUUCCAUGACAAAAAAACAAACUCACGUGCUGAAUUCACCAUCUCUUCGCUUCGGCCACUUCUGAUUUGGGAAAAGGAAGUUGAACAGCAAAGCGAGUGGCAGCAGAGCUCCCGCUCCCCCCGGCGGUGGCCGAGGUGACUCACCAGGUUUGCUUUGUUCCCGGAGAUGCCGAGGGGAGGACGAGCUGCUGGGACAGAGCAGCCCCGGCUGGAGCAGAACCGAGGGACUGAGGCGCUUCCAGGUGAGCAGAGCAGCGAGGGAUGCGCGGGGGAGGCGCCUCCUCCCAGAGCCCUGGAGGCACCUCAGGAGCUGCACUGAACAAAGACCGAGUGAACAAAGCAGGGAAGAGGCAGAGGAGCUGGAGCACGGCAGCAGCAGUGGAUCCAGGGAGCCAGGCAGCAGCAGCCCUGAGGAUGCUGGAGCAGGAGAGGAGCCUGGCUGACUCUGGCUCGCUCAGCCCCAGCAGAGCCGUGACCGGCAGCAGAUCCUGCGUGCAGCGCAGCCGCCGCAUCGGAAAUGCAGCGUGCUGCCUCGGGGAGAGGGGUGGCCUCGCUGCCUGUGUCACCUGCUGCCACAUCUCCCGGGCAUCCUUGGAGGCAAACUGAGCUCAGCACUGCGCCGAGGGCUUUGAGCGGGCGCUGUCAUCGCACGUGGGCUCCUGUCAGCACUGGAAGGAGGGCAGCAGGAGCGCCUGUCCUGCACCACGUGCUCCAGCAGCCAGCCUGGGCCAGCCAUCCCUUCACUCCAAGGGAUUCCCCAUCACUCCAGAGCACUCUGGAGUGCUCAGCAGGAGGAGGAUCCCUGGCAGCCCCUCUGGGUGCCCCAGAGGUGUGUAGAGCAAAGAGGUACUGGGCAGUGCUGAGCUGCAGCAGCUCUCUAGAGAUGGCCAUGGAAAAACAUCCACCAGGAAUUUACUCUUGUUUCUUCCCUCUCCUUCCUCUUCCGAAACAUUUUGUGCCUGGCUCUUCCCAGCUCUGCAGAGCCCAGUCAGGCAGGAUGGUGCAUGGGACGUGGGUGCUGGUCUGGGGGAUGUGGGGCUCUAACCCCUUUCCCCUGCAGGGUCCAUCUCUGCCCUGUGCUGCUCCAGCCUGGGCUCCUGGGGGAGCUCCGUUGCUUUGGCACAGGGAAAGGGAGGGACUGGCAAGCAGGAUUAGGUCCUGUGGCACUUCCCAGCUCCCCCAGGCUUUGGCAUAGCCUGGUGCCCCCCCAUGCUCAUGGCUGUGCUCUGUGCUGGAAGUGCUCAGGGCAGUGCUUAUCUCUCUCCCACGCCUGGGCACUGUGGCCUCGGGCACCGUGGCAGCUCCAAGCUGAGCCACUCCAAGUGCCAGGGCAGGGUGGGACUGUCCCUGCUGCCCCUGGCCGUGCCCUGGGGCUCCCCAACAUCCAGCCAUUGCUCUGAAGCUUUUGGCUGCUCCUGGCUUUCCCCAGCUUGCUGCUCCCACCAUUCCUUCUGCGUGCUGAGACCUCAGCAGCCCCAGCUCUGUCCCUGCAAGGCCAGGAAAGCUCAGUGGUUCCAGUAACCCAGGUUCUUCUUGCUCGUGUCAACAGACACAUUUUAGCCUGAUCAGCUGGUCAGGUUCCAACCCUGGCUGUUCCCUCCCUUUGUUCUUCUGGCUGCUGAAGCAGUGGGCAGGGAAAGGGAUGAGGUUUUCCUCCAUUUCCUCCAGUAUGACAGCCUUGACUCCCAUUCAUGCUCCAGAAUGCAAAUUGAAGGGCUCAGCAGCUGCUCUUUGUUUCGUCCAUGAGAGCUCCUGCUCCAGUGGUGGGACAGUGCUGGGGCUGUAAAAUACCCACUGCUCAGGGGUUUUGGCUGGCUCAGUGCCCCUGUCCCAGGGCCAGGAGGGAAGGAGCAGUGUCCCAGCCCUGGAAAGCUUGAAACCCUACAAAAAAUAUUUUAAACUGGUUCACAAACCCUUUGAUUUUGCCCCAAGAGUUGGAGGUGGCAGUCAUGGACAAAUGGACUUCAAUGGACUAGUCAAGAAAGUUCCAUUAAUUCAACAAAAUUGGAAAUCUGAGAAGAUUUAUGAGUUGUUCACAAAUUUGCUGAACUUCUUCAUCCCCUCUGAGUCCUGCAGCCGGGGAGGAAUCCCAGUGAGCCAGAGCCUCUCUCACUAUGCCUGAAUUCCAGGCAUUGCAACAAAAAUGGGGCUUUUCAGCUGCAUUUGGGUGGUUUAAGAUGCUACUUUUGACAGCAAAUCCAGCCAACUUCCUUCCAUGUCAAGCUUGGGUGAAG
Molecule: messenger RNA, 5168 nt
Organism: Ficedula albicollis (Collared flycatcher)
Lineage: Eukaryota; Metazoa; Chordata; Aves; Passeriformes; Muscicapidae
Gene: TCF3
Product: transcription factor 3
Exons: 19
Coding region: 298-2316 (672 amino acids)
Biological process (GO): regulation of transcription by RNA polymerase II
Cellular component (GO): transcription regulator complex
Molecular function (GO): protein dimerization activity; DNA-binding transcription factor activity, RNA polymerase II-specific; RNA polymerase II cis-regulatory region sequence-specific DNA binding
Source: RefSeq, a predicted model, not a curated record